This is a messenger RNA of Antrostomus carolinensis (chuck-will's-widow), 1508 nucleotides long. RefSeq names its product tomoregulin-1. The annotation marks the transcript as partial. The record is from RefSeq and is a predicted model, not a curated record. Lineage: Eukaryota; Metazoa; Chordata; Aves; Caprimulgiformes; Caprimulgidae. The transcript has 3 exons. Gene Ontology annotation, cellular component: plasma membrane.
AUGCCAGUGAUCAGAGAGAAGACAUUUACAUCGGAAACCACAUACCUUGUUCAGAAAGCUUCAACGGCUACUGUAUACAUGGAAAAUGUGAAUUCAUUUAUUCCACUCAGAAGGCUUCCUGCCGGUGUGAAUCAGGAUAUACUGGACAGCACUGUGAAAAGACAGACUUUAGUAUUCUUUAUGUUGUCCCAAGUAGACAAAAGCUUACGCAUGUCCUUAUUGCAGCAAUAAUUGGAGCUGUACAGAUUGCCAUUAUAGUUGCAAUUGUCAUGUGCAUAACAAGAAAAUGCCCCAAAAACAAUAGAGGACGUCGGCAGAAGCAAAACCUAGGCCAUUUUACUUCAGAUACAUCAUCCAGAAUGGUUUAACUUAGUGAUUUUUAUACCUACAUUGACCAUGUGAUGUACAUUUUUAUUAUAUCUUUUUUUAAAGAAUGGAAAUAUUUAUUUCAGAGGCCUUAUUUUUGAACAUUUUUAGUGUUGGUCUGUAUUCUGAAAGCAUCAGCUCUAACAGCUAUGGACUGUUUUAGUAAGUUUAAUUUUAUGUUUUUGAACACAGUAGUUCAUUUUCUGUAUCUGUAUCACAUGGUUAUAUAAUAGACUUGUGCUUUAUUCAUGGAAUGUAAUAUUUUUGGGAACACAGAUUUAUUCCAUCAAUGGUUGUAGAUUAAAAACAAAACAAAAAAACCCCAACAAACCAACAAAAAUGUCCACAUUACCUAGCAAACAAGGCAUGAACUAAAGGUAAAAAUGUUUACAGCUUACUUUUCUUAUGAGAAACUAGAAAACACUGUGUUUAAAUACCGUAGAUAUUUAAAUGUUUUUGGAAGUUAGUAACUGAUUUUUUAGACACUGCCUAUCGCAUGAACUGUGAAGCUGUGUGCUGUGUGUAGUUGUAACAUAUUUAUAAAACGUGAGCUGGGUCUAAGCACUGCCAUCUUCAUAAGUAAUUCCAACAAUUUAUUUUUAAAGAGCAAAAUUAUAAAUUUCAUAAUUUGAGAAGUUACUUGGUAGAGCAGAUGGCGCAGGUCCAAAAGAAGUAGGUCUUAGUAGAUUUAGGUAUUGUAAAAAUUGGUGUUGAAUAAUUGAACACAAAUAAUUGGAAUAAAGCCUACUUUAUCACUGUUAAAGCUGUUUUAAUACUUCUUAAACUUUUUUAAAGAAAAUACAUGUUUUAACACGUACAAUACAGAUUGUAUAGUGUUUGUGAUUAAAAUUUAAAAAAUAAAAAUGAAUUAAUUACUAGUGCUCUUGCAUAGAGUAUUUUCAAGAGCUAAAGAAGUCCAUCCAAAUUAGUCUGCUGGUCAUAGUUAUAUUAAUAGACUGUUAGUUGUCGUUUGAAAGAUCCCGAGGUAAAGUGUGAAUAGGUUGUGUUCAGCUGUUUUAAUAUGUAGUUUAGGCUUUCAGAAUUUUGCAUGUAGGAUUUAAUAAUUUGUCCAAUAAAAAAAAAAAAAUGCUUUCAACAUUUUGAACUGGAAAAGCAUGUCACAAUACAAUGUUUUCACUAUA